Hylaeus volcanicus is the source of this 582-nucleotide messenger RNA. RefSeq lists its product as uncharacterized. Lineage: Eukaryota; Metazoa; Arthropoda; Insecta; Hymenoptera; Colletidae. The transcript is spliced from 2 exons. The record is from RefSeq and is a predicted model, not a curated record. The coding region runs from base 1 to 582 and encodes 193 amino acids.
AUGAUGCGGUAUAUGAGUGAGUCCAAACCAAAGGAAUUGAUACCUCGUCCUUUGAAAAUUAUUUCAAAAAAAGACUUGUUGGCUGCUCGCGCUAAAUGCUUAACUGAAAAGAAUACUCCAAUGCAACUCCAAAUAGUUGAUGUUGAAAAUAGAAAUAAAAUUUCCAAUAAACAAAGUAUUGAUUCCGAAACAAAAAUUCAGGAUUUCCCAAAAACCAAAACGGAUUCUGACAAACAGGCUCCUAGUCAUUUUAACAAAUCUUUACUAACAACGUCUUGUGAGACAUUGGAACUAUUGAAAUUAUCGGAUCGAUACACAAAGACUAUUGGAUCCACACGUUUUAACGACAGUCACAAGAAUACUUUAAAACCAACGGUUGAGGGGAGUAGCGCUAGAAAACGCGUAGGUUUGGAAAGCAUACUAACAACUGUUCGACUAUGUUUUAUUUCUUCCUUUUUCUUUAAAAAAAAGGUUGAUAAAGGCCAGGACAAAUUGAAUUGGUGUUCAACUGAUAUAAAGGAGAAACCAUUAAAGAAAUCAGUGCUACGUUAUCGUUUACGUCAAAUAGCUAUUGGUAGAUAG